AUGACGAACCACGUCCCACCCACCUCUGAGCCCGUCCACACCACUGGACCGCUGGCCUUCCUCCAUCCUACUAUCCGGUAUCAUCCCCUCGUCCCUCGAUCUCAGCAGCCACAGGAGCAGGAGCAGGCCUCUCAACGAGGACAGCAACCUCAAGACUACGCCGACGUUACGGCCGCCCCUUCUACUACGGCUGCUGCUGCCGAGCCAGAUUCCCAAAUCCAGCCUCAGACUCAAACUCAGGGACAGCACCAACACCAACACGCAAUCUACCACGUCUGGCGCAGCCGUGACAACCGAAAAGGCCGCCACCGUGCUGUCGUUUUCCUACCGCCACCGUCUAGCAAAAGUCCGGGAGCUUCCAAAGAGGGUACCGGCACGGGGAGUGGUAUCACCGACGGGAAAACGACAGGCGUGGAAGUGAAGCAUGAGGAUGGAGGGGUGGAUGUGUCUGUGAAGAAGGCGCAGCAGAUGGGGUAUGAGAGGAAGUGGCAACUGUGGGUGCGGCAGACGGGGGAGGGGCUGAUGACGAUGGUGACGAUGUUUCCGGUGUGGGAU
Molecule: messenger RNA, 555 nt
Organism: Dichotomopilus funicola
Lineage: Eukaryota; Fungi; Ascomycota; Sordariomycetes; Sordariales; Chaetomiaceae
Exons: 1
Source: RefSeq, a predicted model, not a curated record